UGUAACGAGUUUUGCCCCGUUCAGGUGGAGUGUGGAUCCGCGCACGGAUCGCGGCGGCGGCGACGGCCGGGACACCAGUGAUAUGCUGCCCAAGGCGGAGACUGGAGCGCUGGCUGCCGGCGGGUGGCGAGGGGAGCGGAUGCACGCCGCCCGCUCUCAGAUGAUGGAGUAUGCCUACGACGAAGACCUGGACGAGUUGUGCCCCGUGUGCGGCGACAAGGUCUCGGGAUACCACUACGGGCUCCUCACCUGUGAAAGCUGCAAGGGUUUCUUCAAACGCACAGUUCAAAAUAACAAGAGGUACACGUGUAUAGAGAACCAGACCUGCCCUAUCGACAAAACUCAACGCAAGAGGUGUCCUUACUGCCGCUUCCAGAAAUGCCUCAACGUCGGGAUGAAGCUGGAAGCUGUGAGGGCUGAUCGCAUGCGGGGAGGUCGAAACAAGUUUGGGCCAAUGUACAAGAGGGACCGGGCUUUGAAGCAGCAGAAGAAGGCUCUGAUCCGAGCAAAUGGACUUAAGCUAGAAGCCAUGACUCAGGUGAUGCAGACCAUGCCAACCGACCUGACAAUAUCUUCUGCCAUUCAGAACAUCCACUCAGCCUCCAAAGGACUACCUCUAAACCACCCUGCCUUGCCACCCACAGACUACGACCGAAGUCCGUUUGGCACGUCUCCAAUUAGUAUGGCAAUGCCGACACACGGCAGUCUGCAAGGCUACCAGACCUACAGUCCUUACCCGAGUCGUACCAUCAAGUCCGAAUAUCCCGACCCUUACACUAGCUCGCCCGAGUCUCUCAUGGGCUACUCCUACAUGGACACUUACCCAUCCAGCUCUCCAUCCAGCAUCCCACACCUGAUCCUGGAACUCCUGAAGUGUGAGCCCGAUGAGCCCCAGGUGCAAGCCAAGAUCCUGGCCUACCUCCAGCAGGAGCAGGCCAGCCGGGGGAAGCACGAGAAACUCAACACCUUCGGACUAAUGUGCAAGAUGGCCGAUCAAACCCUCUUCUCCAUCGUGGAGUGGGCCCGAAGCAGCAUAUUCUUCAGAGAACUUAAGGUUGAUGACCAAAUGAAACUACUUCAGAACUGCUGGAGUGAGCUUUUAAUCCUGGAUCACAUUUACAGGCAAGUGGCACAUUGGAAAGAAGGUGCCAUCCUCCUGGUGACUGGGCAGCAGGUGGAUUUCUCCGUGAUUGCCUCACAAGCCGGGAGCACUCUGAAUAAUCUCAUGAGCCACGCUCAGGAGCUUGUGGUGAAACUCCGCACACUACAGCUCGACCAGCGAGAGUUUGUGUGCCUCAAGUUCCUGGUGCUCUUCAGCCUUGGCAAGUAUCUCACAUCUGAUUCAUUUUCAUCAAACGCUGAUGCCCUUGGCCUUUUGUCCCCAGGUACAUUGCCUCUCGAGCUAAGAUAUUGUGGGCAGUUGUUCACGGUCUUUAUACAUGGGGAGAUGUUUAUCUUAUUCUCUGGAGCUCUGGCUUCUGGUCAUGUUAAAGCAAAAUACAGCAGAUGCUGGAAACCUGAAAUUAAAGCAGAAUAUGCGAGGGCGCUCUGCAGGUUGGGCAGCAUCUGCGGAGAGAGAAACAAGGUAAGGUUUCAGGCCUCUCAUCACACUUGCAUCCCACACUGUUGAUUCUAUUAACCUGGGUGGAAAUGUAUCAUUUCCUGUAUGUAUCAAAUGAAAUGUAUCAUUUAGUUUAGUUUAGAGAUACAGCACGGAAGCAGGCCAUUCGGCCCACCAAGACCGUGCCGACCAGCGAUCCCCGCAUAUUAACACUAUCCUAUCACACUAGGGACAAUUUACAAUUAUACCAAGCUGAUCAACCUACAAACCUAAAGGUCUUCAGAGUGUGGGAGGAAACCAGAGCACCCGGAGAAAACCCAUGUGGUCCAGGGGAGAGCAUACAAACUACACACAGACAUCACCCAUGGUCGGGAUCGAACCAGGGCUGUAAGACAGUAACUCCACCGCUGCACCACCACACCGCCUCUAGUAUAAGCCCUUGGACAUGUCAAACUCAGGGGAUCAAAACAAUUUUCCCCGUCAGAGUAACAGGAUAUUACUGUAAGUGUACAGAGUAAAUCGAAAUGUGUGGGAAGGAACUGCAGAUGCUGGUUUAAACUGAAGAUAGGCACAAAAUACUGGCGUAACUCAGCGGGACAGGCAGGAGAGAGAGUGACAGGCAGGUGAUGUUUCGGGUCAAGGCUCUUCUUCAGACUGAAGAGUGAAUCACUGAGCCAGAUGUGGGAAUCUCUGAGAUGAAUGAGAUUGGGAACUAAAGGCCUCUAUUAUUGUGCGGUGGGAACAUGCUUCCCCUUAUCUCCAUCUUGAGGAGGGAUAUACGCAGUUUGAAGCCCACAUUCUAAUCUCCCCAUAAGAAGGUAGAUACUCUGGACAUUUGAGUGUCCAGCCCCUUCAAGUUCUCGUUUAGUUUAAUGAGAUUACUGCUAAAUCUCCCCAUCACAUCCUGCUCAACAUUUCCUGUAAAAACCACCUCUUCAUUCCAGAAAUCUAUCCAGUGAAUCUUCUGUGGAAUCCUCCCGAUGCUGGGAUAUCACUCAACUGUUCAUCACCCUUUCACACUGGUGAACAAUGUCAGUGUCAGGGCAGGUGUGUCAAGCAGACACUUCAACCACUGCCAAUGAAUCCACCUACAGCCAAAAUUGAAAACUCACCACUAGUGGGAGAGUCUAGGACCAGAGGGCACACUCAGAUUAAAGGACGUACCUUUAGAAAGGAGACGAGGAGGAAUUUCUUCAGCCAGAGGGUGGCGAAUCUGUGGAAUUCAUUGCCACAGACGGAAGUGGAGGCCAUGCCAUUGGCUAAUUUCAAAGCGGAGAUUGACAGAUUCUUGAUUAGUCCAAGAUUGUGGGGAAAUGUAGGAGAAUGGGGUUGGGAGGGAAAGAUGAUCGAAUUGCAGAAUAGACUCGAUGGGCUGAAUGGCCUAAUUCUGCCCUUAUCACUUCUGACCUUAUGAUCCUUUGAUGACAAUGGUGGUUAGGACAGCCAUUGAUUGGUGGUGAGGAUACUGCUUCUCGUUAAUCCCUCAUUGUUAGUCAAUAGCCACUUUAUUGUAAUGAUAUCAAUGCAGGUUUAUCAUAUCAUUAAUGGCAGCAAUGCCAUCUCAUUCAUCACCUGGAAAAUUAUGAGGUCAAUAUAUGUAAAUCCAAAUGAAUAUUCUGUCAUAUCAGUGUUUAGAGUUGGGUGUUGCUUCUUUGGUGAAGAUCAGCAGGAUUUGUUGGUGUGGCAAGAGGGUUCGUUCAGUGCCAUCAACAUAGACGGAGAUUGUGGGUGAACACAGGGCAAGAAUGUGUUGUUCUUUGCCACCGUGCCAGUAUCCUCAGGGCACCUGACCACGAAAGCCACCUGAGAAAUGUGUACAGGUUCCAUCCUGACCCAGAUGCUGUCUGUACGGAGUUUAAACAUCCUCCCCGUGCUUUGGUUUCCACCAACAUUCCAAAGACGUGCAGCUUUGUAGGUUAAUUGGCAUCUGUACAUUGUCCCUAGAACGUAUGAUAGAACUAAUGUACGGGGUGAUCAUUGGUCAACAUGGACUCGGUGGGCCGAAGGGCCUGUUUCCACACUGCAAACCCUAACACUAAACUAAACUAAAC
Molecule: messenger RNA, 3612 nt
Organism: Leucoraja erinaceus (little skate)
Lineage: Eukaryota; Metazoa; Chordata; Chondrichthyes; Rajiformes; Rajidae
Gene: nr5a2
Product: nuclear receptor subfamily 5, group A, member 2
Exons: 6
Coding region: 83-1630 (515 amino acids)
Biological process (GO): tissue development; hormone-mediated signaling pathway; regulation of transcription by RNA polymerase II
Cellular component (GO): RNA polymerase II transcription regulator complex
Molecular function (GO): RNA polymerase II cis-regulatory region sequence-specific DNA binding; nuclear receptor activity; zinc ion binding
Source: RefSeq, a predicted model, not a curated record